AUGGCGGUUCUUGGAGCGUUCCGAAAGUGGUUGAGCCUCAAGCAGUACCAGCUUGAGGUGACUUUUAGCGUCUACAUGUUUACGCCCUGGGAGAAGUUCUUCUUCAGCUCCAUCGUCUUCCUCCUCUUCAGCCUGACCUUUAUCGCCGCCUGCCUCUACCUGCCGCACCACAUCUCCUUCCUGUGCGGCCGCGCCUGGUACUACAUCAACGGGGAGCACAUUGACGUCGCCGAGGCCAUGCACGAGGUUGUUAGGGACAUUUCGGCGAGCGCGCUGUCGGGGACCGUGGCGGACGUGACCAAGGAGGCGGCCGAGACGGUGGUCAGGGAGCUAUGA
Molecule: messenger RNA, 336 nt
Organism: Fusarium keratoplasticum
Lineage: Eukaryota; Fungi; Ascomycota; Sordariomycetes; Hypocreales; Nectriaceae
Exons: 2
Coding region: 1-336 (111 amino acids)
Source: RefSeq, a predicted model, not a curated record